Molecule: messenger RNA, 855 nt
Organism: Parathielavia appendiculata
Lineage: Eukaryota; Fungi; Ascomycota; Sordariomycetes; Sordariales; Chaetomiaceae
Product: Nitroreductase-like protein
Exons: 2
Coding region: 15-644 (209 amino acids)
Biological process (GO): cellular response to oxidative stress
Molecular function (GO): oxidoreductase activity
Source: RefSeq, a predicted model, not a curated record
CCACCGCCAGCAAAAUGGGUAGCCUCGCAACCAGCAACAACACCGACCUCUUUCUCGACCUCGUCAAGGCCCGCCGCACCUUCUACCCACUGAACAAGAAGCUCACCAUCCCCACCUCUCGGAUUGAGACCAUCGUCUCCGAGGCGCUACAGCACGUACCUUCGUCGUUCAACUCGCAGUCCAACCGGGCCGUCAUCCUCUUCGGUGCCGAGCAUGACAAGCUUUGGGACAUCACCAGGGACAUCCUGAAAGCCAUCGUGCCCGUGGAGCAAUGGCAGUCUACGGCCGACAAGAUGGCCAUGUUCAAGGCCGGCGCCGGCACGAUCCUCUUCUUUGAGGACGAGGUCCCCAUCAAGGAGCUGCAGAAGAACUGGCCGGCUUAUGCAGACAAGUUUCCAACCUUCGCUGCACACAGCACCGGCAUGCUGCAGUUUGCCGUGUGGACUGCCCUCGAGUCCGAGGGGCUCGGCGCCAACCUGCAGCACUACAGCCCGCUGAUUGAUGCCAGGGUUGCCGAAGAGUGGAAGAUCCCCUCUACCUGGCAGUUGACGGCUCAGAUGGUCUUUGGCGGGAGGAGUGUCCCCGACGCAGGCGAGAAGAAGUUUGGCCCGCUGGAGGAGAAGUUCAAGGUCUUCGGUGCUUGAGUGGAGGCGCUCAAGGAGGAGUUCGGGUUAGCAUUGCCGGGAGUUGAGCAUUCCGUUGAAGUCUGUUUUUGCAUUUGAUAUCCCAACGCUGGUCAUAGAGCAGUCCUCUUAUCACUAGAUCAGAUUCUGAAACCCGUCCCUGAAAACUUCCUGGUCGUUAAACUCCUUUGUUUUCGGUAUCCCAGCCACAACUACAAGAUUGAUUGCCACU